Molecule: messenger RNA, 1474 nt
Organism: Annulohypoxylon maeteangense
Lineage: Eukaryota; Fungi; Ascomycota; Sordariomycetes; Xylariales; Hypoxylaceae
Product: NAD(P)-binding protein
Exons: 3
Coding region: 335-1372 (345 amino acids)
Molecular function (GO): oxidoreductase activity, acting on the CH-OH group of donors, NAD or NADP as acceptor
Source: RefSeq, a predicted model, not a curated record
UCAGGAGAGGCGGAAAGUGAACUUUUAAUCAAACCAAACAUGAGGAAACAUCCUCUAUCUAAUCGAAAUCCGAAAUCCGCUACGAUUGAGAUAAAAGUUCCAACUUGCAAAAGAACAUUACCGAGAUGUGUUCGAAUGACUGGACCAGACCGAUUAAUACAAAUGGCUGCAAUGCACUUUUCUUCCAAUGUCCUUCUCUGUUCGCCGAGCACGAGAACGAGCACAAACACAAGCACAAGCACGUGAACGAACACAUCAUCGAUAGCGAGCUGGGUUUGCGUCGAUAUUACGCCUAUCAUUUUUAAUCAAUUUAACAGAGAAAAAAGGAGGAAAGAUGUCUCCGAAAGAAACAAUCCUCAUCACCGGCUUCAACGGCUACCUCGCCGGCCGGGUUGCCGAGUUGGCAUUGAAGGCCGGGUACAAUGUACGCGGCACCGUCCGAAAUCUUGACGCCGGCACCGAAGUCCAAAAAGCGCUGCUGAAACUUGGCUACGGGGGCGGGGCCGAAGUCGUACAGAUCCCCGAUAUGACCAUACCCGGCGCCUUUGACCAGGCCGUAAUUGGGUGCUCCGCAAUUAUCCAUCUUGCCUCACCAGUCAAAGACACCUUUAUUCUACCACCACCAGAAGUAGUUCGUAUGAACAUGAGCGGUACCAUGGGGAUAUUGGAGUCGGCUUCGAAAGUUGGCUCACAGCUAAAGACUGUGGUAUUAAUGUCAUCUGCUGCUGCUAUUUUCGACGUACCUACCGAGCCCGGUGUCUAUUCGGAAAAGAACUGGAACACGACUUCGGAGCCGGCUAUCGCGCAACUAGGCUCCGAGGCAGGUGGUCUACACGCCUACUGCGCAAGCAAGACCGUUGGUGAAAGGGCAUUCUGGAAGUUUCACGAUGAGAAGAAGCCCUCGUUUAGUAUGACGACCCUUCAAGCUACCUACUUCAUCGGCCCAUCCCUGACCCCCUGGACCAGCCCCUCGCAACUCCCCUUCUCCCUCGGGAACCUCUUCUCCCUUCUCAGCACCAAACAGAUCCCCGGCCCAAACCUAAUCUACGAGAACACGAUCGACGUGCGCGACGUAGCGCGCGUGAUCCUAUGGACCGUCCUGAACCCCGUAGCCGCCGACGGCCAGCGCUACUUAUGCGCGGCUGCGACAGGCGGCUCGCAGGCCAUGGCCGACAUCCUAAACAAGUAUAUGCCGGAGCUUGGGUUAUCGAAAGGGACCCCUGGGGAGGGGUAUGAGGAGGAUUAUCCUUCGACGAGUGGGAAUGUGGCGUUUGAUGGGAAGAAGGCGGUUGAGGCUACGGGGCAGGAGUGGAUUCCGUAUGAGACGAGUAUUUUGGACACAACGAAAGCGCUGAUACCAUUACUUGGGUAGGUAGAUAGACGAUGGAGGCUCGUCUAGCUUGAGUUAGGGAUCGAAGAUCCGAACAUUAAGAAAGGGCAUAUGGUGGUUUUGUGAUAGCAUAUUGUAUAGCGA